Molecule: messenger RNA, 1683 nt
Organism: Heterobasidion irregulare TC 32-1
Lineage: Eukaryota; Fungi; Basidiomycota; Agaricomycetes; Russulales; Bondarzewiaceae
Exons: 8
Coding region: 1-1683 (560 amino acids)
Source: RefSeq, a predicted model, not a curated record
AUGGCGCCUCUCGCGACCGCUGCGGCCUGUGUCCACCCCACGGCCGCUGCCCAAGCCCUACCUGCCCCCCGUUUCGAAACCCACAUACCCGAGACCUCAGACGAGGAUUUGGUAUCAGUAGUCGCGGAAUCUCAUAUCGACAUCUGGCAUGUAUUCGCCACGCAAUUCCUUGGACCGUUGGGAAAAGUCUCUUCGCUCUACUUCUGGGCAAUCCGUCGCCAAAAAGGCAGGACCUCCAUCAAGGACAGCUCCUCCACUAGGGUCAAAUCCUCCACUAAUGGCGAGCCUUCCGUCAAAAACAAGCUCUCUGUCAAAAACAAGUUCUCAAUCAAGGGCAAGCUCACCAUCAAGAGAAAGCACUCUUUCAAGGACAAGCCCUCAAAAGAUGCUGAAGAAGAGUCGAUGGCGGAGGAAGACACAUCACAAAGUGGCUUAGAUGACGACGCUCCAACCCGUUCACCACUUCCAACUAGAAGCUGCAGUCGGAACUCGCGUCUGACUGGUCUGGCGUACGAUUUGGACGACACCCACGGUACCAAGGCACCCAACGGAUUUUUAAACUCGGCGGCCGUCAAUCGCAUCGACGAUUCCGACUACGUUCGGCCUCAAAGAUUCACCCUAUCACCCGAGGAGAGGUUGCAUAAAAUUAUUCAAGGAGCUUCUAUGCACGAUGGCAGAAAGCUGACUUCCGGGACGGAUCCAUUUACCAAGCGAGUCGUCGAUGCAUUGGAUCCGCACCCCCAUCAAUGCCUUGUGACAAGGCAACUGGACACAGAAAUCGAGGUAGAGUACUGCCACUUCCUUCCUCAAUGCGAUAGCAAAGACAACGGCUUUCUCACUAGACUUGAGCACGCCCUGGGAAUAGGCUACAAAAAGCUCAACAUCGACGAUGCUAGAAACGUCGCGAGGUUACUCAUCUCGAUUCACCGAUACGUUGACAAACAGCGCGCUAUGUUCCUGCCCACGCCAGAAAUAGUUAAUCGCAUUUCACAUAAUCACGAAAUUGGCCACGACAUUCGCAACAUAUACGAACCAGGGGAAGCUUUUGAGUAUCGAUUCUUGCCGCUUCCUGGAAACCCAACCUCGGACAUCGUCCACUACCAGCGAACUGACAAGGGCGAACAGUCUCAGACUCCGGCACCCGUGACUACCAAGGUAUUAUAUCCGCAUCCAUUCUAUGACUUACCUGCGGUCUACUCUCACGUAGAACCGCAUUAUGUCAUUAUCAAUGCUGCAAGGAAAUUGAAGGACCUCGAUCUGUCUCAGUUCGAAGAGUUACAGACGACUGUGUCAGUACCAAAGGAAUUUAUCAACCCCCAGGUCAAGGAGGUCGGGGAGGAUCAGGAUCAAGAUCAGGAUCAAGAUCAGGAUGGGAUCAACGGCACAGAUGAGAUGGAUAUUAGGAUUGGGACGAGAACCCACCGUGGGCCUUGGAAAGCUGUCAAAGGUUUUCUCGGUCUCAACACAAAGCGCGAGCGCUCGAGUCCGACACCCUCUGAGGUUGAUGCGGAAACAAACUUCAAAUCCCUGAAAACUGCCGCAGGAUCUAUCGCCGACCUACUUAUUUUAUCACGGCAAGACAUCCAAAUUACCAAGGCAAGAUAUAUCAAACUGCUUCAAUAUGAGCUUGUGUCGGACAAGUGGGACGUCGCGAAGUAUGUUUGUGGUUCGCAUCAAGGCUGA